CGCUUGUUAGCGUUUGGGUCAUCAUUGAGGGAUUGACAACCGUAGCAGCCGUUUUCCUCAUACACAGACUGCCUCGCCAUGAGUCUACCGGCCGCCCCGCCCAGCUACGCUGAAUCCAUGGCAGGGAACAAGGAGCAGGCGUUAGGGGGAGUGAUAGUGGCAAUACCCCCCUACAGUGACCACCCGCCCCCCAUGCCCCCUCCACCGGUGCCCAUCCACACCAGAUGGGCCUACGUACACCCCAGUCCCAGCCCGGGCUACACCAACCCCUACACUUCCAACAUGUCCUCUCCCUUCUCCGCCCCUAGCACCAGCGACAGCUUCAACGGUAGCAACUGGGAGGACAAGAACAUCCGACGCAUGUUCAUUCGCAAGGUGUUCACUAUCCUCAUGAUCCAGCUAUUGGUGACCUUUGGUAUCGUGGCACUCUUCACAUUUUGUGAACCAGUCCAGCAGUUUGUGCAGUACAACCGAAUCCUCUACCUUGCCUCAUACAUCACCUUCAUGGGGACAUAUCUUGUGCUAGUGUGCAGCACAAGUGCCCGGCGACAGUACCCCACCAACCUCAUCCUCUUGGGGAUAUUUACUUUGGCAAUGUCUUACAUGGCAGGCAUGCUGGCCAGCUACCACAACACUAAAGUGGUGAUGUUGUGUGUGGGCAUCACCGCCAUGGUGUGUCUGUUCAUCACCCUCUUCUGUUUCCAGACCAAGGUUGAUUUUACGUCGUGUCAAGGUCUUCUCUUCUCUCUCAUGAUGGUGCUGAUGGUGACUGGACUGUUGCUCCUCUUCACCGCCCCCUUCGGAUAUAUACCUUGGUUGCAGACAGCGUAUGCUGGACUGGGUGCACUGGUCUUCACUUUGUUCUUAGCCUUUGACGUGCAGCUGCUGAUGGGCAACCGGCGGUACUCUCUGAGUCCCGAGGAGCACGUGUUCGGGGCGCUGUGCCUCUACAUGGACGUGGUCUACAUCUUCGUCUUCCUCCUGCAGCUGUUUGGGAGUCAGGAUUGAAGUUGUACGACCUUGUAGUCACGUUCAAUAGCCGCUUUACUCUCUCUCUGCCUCUUCAAAUGCACACACCUACUCUGAUAGCCUUUCGCACUACUUCUGUUUGGUCACACUCACACAAGCACACUUUUGAGAGAAGAUACAUCUACAUACACACAUACUGGCACAUAUUUGUAAGCUGACUCAAAUACACACACAGACACACACGGUACACUCAGACAAACUCCCACAGCCUGACUGUGGGGUCUCUUAUAAAAGCAGGAUUUACAUAUACUUUUCCUCUCCCUGAGUUUCUCUUAUGUGUGCGGUAAAUGUAUUAUUUUUGGAGUAACAACUCAAUUCAAUUUCGAUUUUUUUAUAUCAUUGAAGUUGUGUAGGGCUAUUAUUCCUAGACUACUGUGUGUGACUGGUGUGAUGUCAACUCUGUCUGCACUGGCAGACUCUUACCUCUAGGGGGCACUGCAUGCCUUGCCACUUCCUCUGGAAUGUUCUUCACUGGUUUGAAAUUAUGCUAGCUGUGGGACUGUGUAAGGGUUUGAACUGAUCUAGGGCAGUGUAAGGUAAGCAGGGCCGGCGUUAUCGGCGGGCCUUAGGGGGCCUGGCCUGCCCUACUUUACCUCCUUGCCCGUCCAAAUAAAAUAUUGAAAUAUUGA
Messenger RNA from Coregonus clupeaformis (lake whitefish), 1658 nucleotides. RefSeq names its product Fas apoptotic inhibitory molecule 2a (gene faim2a). The record is from RefSeq and is a predicted model, not a curated record. Gene Ontology annotation, biological process: negative regulation of apoptotic signaling pathway. Gene Ontology annotation, cellular component: endoplasmic reticulum; Golgi apparatus; membrane. The transcript has 12 exons. Lineage: Eukaryota; Metazoa; Chordata; Actinopteri; Salmoniformes; Salmonidae. Bases 79 to 1008 code for a protein of 309 amino acids.